CUUUCCUUAUCUAUUUUAUUUUUAUAAUAUUUACAGUAUAAAUUUUGGAUAAAUUAAUCACUUUUAAUAUAAUAGACUGAAAAGUAACGGAUUUUAUGAUUCAAUUCAAUGAAAUCUUACAUUCUGACUUUAUAACUCCUUUUAAUCGGCCGCAAUAUGAUUUAGCGAAUAAAUGUAAAACAAUACCAUCAUUAGUUGAUCCUCAACUUGAAUAUCUAGAUCCUAAUCCUGAUAUAUAUAAAAUUUUCAAUCAGUUUAACAAGGACUAUUUUUAUGGAACCUUAGGUGGUGUUGAAGUCAAAUGGAGCAAUAGAAUGACACUGUGUGCAGGGUUAUGUAGAUAUCAUAGAUCAGCGGGUUCUUGCAAUGUUGUUUUAAGUCAACCAUUAUUAAAAUUGAGGCCCAGAAAAGAUUUAAUCGAGACAUUACUGCAUGAAAUGAUACACGCCUACCUGUUUGUUACACAUAAUAAUCGAGAUAGAGAUGGUCAUGGCCCAGAAUUUCAAAGUCACAUGUAUAGAAUCAACAAAAUUACUGGAACUAAUAUUACAAUAUAUCAUGACUUUCAUAGAGAAGUAAAUUCGUACAGAGUUCAUUGGUGGAAAUGUGAUGGUCCAUGCGUUUUCAAACAUCCUUUUUAUGGGAUAGUAAAGAGGGCUAUGAAUAGAGCCCCAGGUCCUAAUGAUGAUUGGUGGGCGCAACAUGUGUUAACUUGUGGGGGAAAUUUUACAAAAUUGUGUGGGCCUGACCCUAAAAUAAGAAAGCUUCGUAAUGGCAAAAGGAAGAAUAUUGACAAAAAUGGCGAAAGCAACAUAAUGGUAAAUUGGAUUAUUAAGCCAACUGUUCCAGCUAUUGAUUGCUCAUCCAAAAAAUCUGAGAAUUCUUUUAUUACUAAUUCUUACACGAAUAACGAUAUUCCCUCAAAUUUAACUCCUGCCAAAAAUUGUGAUAUAGAUAAAUUAAAACACUUCAAUAAAAAUCAGCGUCCUCCUUCUAUUAUCAAACUUAUAACCGAUUAUUUCUCUCCGUCACCCACGAAAUCUCACAAUGCUCAAUCAUUUAACUUUGACAUCUUUUCACCGGCACGGAAAAAAUUAAAAUUUAAUGAUCAGAACGAAUUAUCAAACAACAACCCAAACACAAACGUUUAUUAUUUCGAUAACAAUAAACUUUUAAGAGAACUUCAUAAGAAAAAAAUAUCAAGAGGAGCUAGUAGUAACAGUCAUUCACACGUGACCACUAAUAUAGUGGACAUUAUCACGAUAGAUAGUGAAGAUGAUUAAACGAAACAUAAUUUAAUAUUCGAAUUUUUAGCACACCAUUUUAUAAAUUUUUAUUUAAUUUAUUAUAAUAACAUACUACUUACAAUGAAUAUUAUUAAAGAAUAAACUACCUUUUUUAAUCAAUACUUUAAAUUGAUUUUUUUUUUAAAAAAAGGUCAACAAAUUACUAACUAGACACCAGAGUUGUUAAACGCUACUUUUAAAAGUAGCGCGCUACCGCUAUCGCUAUUUGUCAAAAAAAGUAGCUCGCUAUUAGCUACUAUUUUUUAAAAGUAGCUUUAGCUACUUUUUAAUUUUAAGCUACUUUUUAUAAAAAAAAUUUACAAACAAAUUUUUUAUUUUUUGCUUAUAAC
Gordionus sp. m RMFG-2023 is the source of this 1636-nucleotide messenger RNA. RefSeq names its product DNA-dependent metalloprotease dvc-1-like. Gene Ontology annotation, molecular function: single-stranded DNA binding; metalloendopeptidase activity; polyubiquitin modification-dependent protein binding. NCBI's taxonomy places the organism in Eukaryota, Metazoa, Nematomorpha, Gordioida, Chordodea, Parachordodidae. Gene Ontology annotation, cellular component: nucleus. The transcript has 8 exons. The record is from RefSeq and is a predicted model, not a curated record. Bases 96 to 1283 code for a protein of 395 amino acids. Gene Ontology annotation, biological process: DNA damage response.